Messenger RNA from Astyanax mexicanus (Mexican tetra), 4632 nucleotides. RefSeq names its product PHD finger protein 12a (gene phf12a). The record is from RefSeq and is a predicted model, not a curated record. Lineage: Eukaryota; Metazoa; Chordata; Actinopteri; Characiformes; Acestrorhamphidae. Gene Ontology annotation, biological process: negative regulation of transcription by RNA polymerase II. The transcript is spliced from 15 exons. The coding region runs from base 749 to 3757 and encodes 1002 amino acids. Gene Ontology annotation, molecular function: protein binding; transcription corepressor activity. Gene Ontology annotation, cellular component: nucleus; Sin3-type complex.
CUCGCUUGCGAAUCGGACGUCGCUUGUGUGGAGGAUGUCGCCGUUGUCGUCGGGUUUGCUUUCACACAUGAUAACAAUGAUCUCGCCCGUUAUCUCCGGCACCGUUCUGCUGCUGGCAGGCUGUGCUUAGAGCCGCGGUCUGGUUUCUGUCCCCCGGUUGGGGCCGCACGGUGUUCUCGCAGUGAUGGAAGCGGCCGCUGUGGCGCCUUUAUCCCGCAUCUUUGCUGGCCGCGGUCAGAGGAGGAGGAGCGGGCAGCGCGCUGGCUGAAGGCCUCAGUUAGGCCCGCGGCUGUAGGAUUUCUCGGGGUUUGACUCCGGGCAGAGCUUCUCCUGCUGCUCGGCGCUGUUUUAGGAGUUUUCCUGUGUUUACCUGCUUGGAAAUACACAAUUUGGAGUGUGUGGUGAUUUCUUUGCGUGGCUGCGGGACUGGAGCUGAGAAGCUGAAACGCUGGAAAGCUAAGAAGCUGAUGAGCUCGGGCUGCUGUUAGCACAACAUUGGCAUUGAAGAGACUUAAGAAGAGAGACGUGUGGGUCUGUUUCUUUCUGUGGAUACCUAUAGCGUUUACUAAGCGCUUGGACGGAAUUUUUAGAAACUUUUUGAGGGGAUUGUCCGGCUAUAACUGAGCUGGACUGCAUUUUCUUUCUGGACUGAGCUGGCUGGGUAAGCUAGCGCUAGGUUAGAUAACCUAGCUAGCUUAACUAGCUUAGCCUAGCCUAUCCAAACGCUCAUUAACCUCGACUUGUUUGAAUGUGGGAUAAAAUGGAGACCCCGACAAUCGUGUACGACCUGGACACCUCCGGUGGGCUGAUGGAGCAAAUCCAGACUCUGCUCGCACCGCCCAAGUCCGAGGACUCGGAGAAGAGGAGUCGAAAGCUGGACAGGAGCACCAGGAGAUCCGGCCGGGCCACCAACCACGACACUUGCGAUAGUUGUCGGGAAGGAGGGGAUCUCCUCUGCUGCGAUCACUGCCCUGCUGCCUUCCACUUGCAGUGCUGUAACCCACCACUCAGCAGGGAAAUGCUGCCCCCUGGCGACUGGAUGUGCCAUCGCUGCACAGUCCGCAAGAAGAAGCGAGAGCAGAAAAAGGAACAAAUCAAUGGUCUCAUUCUGGCAAAGCAGACCCCGUCCCCAGCAGCCGAGCUGGACUUGGGGACCCUCCGCCUGGACCCCACCGUAGCUGUGGGCGGCACGGGGCUGCGGGCGGCGGUGGCACAAGUGCGACUCUUAGAAAGGAGACCCAGCAGCCGACCAGCCACCCCCACCUCCAACGCUUCUUCAACGGACACCCCCACGCUCUCCGAGCAGAACGACAUGGAGGAGGACCUGCUGGAUGUGGAGGACGAGGCUCAGGGCUCCGAGCCAGAGAGCGCCACAACGCUGACUACCCUCAAGAGGCCCUUUGACCUCCUUAUCGCUGCUGCCAUGCAGAGGAACCCCACGCAGUUCCAGCUCCCUAAUGACCUCACCUGCACUACCGCACUUCCAGGAACCAGCAAGAAAAGAAGGAAAGAAGAAAUGACGGGAAAGAACGUGAAGCGGCCACAGCACGAGCUGGACCACUACGGGCUGGUUCCACUGCCAGUGAAAGUGUGUUACACCUGCAGCAGGAGUUGCAGACUGGCUCCGUUGAUCCAGUGUGAUUAUUGCCCCCUUUUGUUCCACAUGGACUGUCUGGAACCGCCACUCACUGCCAUGCCCACGGGCAGGUGGAUGUGUCCCAAUCACAUCGAGCACCUGGUGCUAAACCAGAGAAGCCUCACGCUCAGCAAUCGAUGCCAGCUGUUUGACCAGUUUCAGGACCGCAUAUCCCAGCAUGCUGUUAAAGUUGACUUUUUGCAGCGAAUACACCGCCAGCACCCUCCUACACGACGGGCGAUCCACACACACAUAAAGAAAACUCUGAAGGUCCCAGAUGCCAUCAAGGCGCAGUAUCGCAGUCCGCCUGUAAUAAUGGCGCCGGCAGGAAUUCGGGAAGGUGAGCUGAUCUGCUCAGGCGUGCCGGAACUUUUGCCGCCCCAGCACUUCGCCAGCGACGAUGAACAGCAGCAGUGGCUUCGGGACGUGAUCUCGCUACAGUGUAGCAUCGUGAGGCAUUUGUCUGCCAAGCAGACGUCCUCCUCACAGUGGUCCUCGGAACAGACAGAAAAAACAGAUGUGAAGCCGAAUGUGGGAGCCGACUCGGGCUCUCUGCCUACGUCUACACACAGCACGGACACUGCGGUCACGGGCAAAACGUCGGACGCCCUCAGCCUUAACUCCACGAGAACCAGUGAGGGCCACAGGCCGUGUGGCUCCUGCACAGACGGGCCCUGUCAGAACUGUGGAACCACUAAUGGUCCUAUAGACAGGCUGGCCCAGGCCAACGGCAGGCAGGUCUGCUCAGGCGCUCUAAAGGCCGACCUCCAGCACGGACCAGUUAAACCUAAAGCCCCCGAAGCACCUCAUUCUCACACUCCCCCCACCCCUCCGCCUUCGGGCCCCGGCCUGUCGAACCACGCAGGCCCGGUGCUUGUAAAGACUGAAGACCCUGUUUCAAAGUCGUGUGCUGCUUCACAGCCCCUACCUUCCGUUAAAACUGAGCCCAGCCCCCCUCCUUCGCUCGCUCAAAGGACUUCCCUGAGCUUGCAGGGGGGCCAGGUCACUGUGCUGGCCAAACGGUUGCCGUCCUCUCUUGCCGCCUCUGGGACGCCAGCCAUCACGCCGCCACAAGCUGUCCCAGAUACUGGUGCCAGCUGCCAGGCCUCUCCAGCACCCUCGUCUGAUGGAAAGCUUCGAGAUGCUGCUGCCACACAAGGAAGUGGUUCAGACCUCUUCAAUUUGGGAGAUCUUUCCAGCUGCCUGAAGAGCAUGAUGAAGGGGGCUGGAGAGAUUGAGUUAAACGCAUUGGACGAGAAGUUCAUCAAGCUCCUGGCGUGGCAGCGAAUUCAGCAGCUGUUUGAGCCCAAAGCACUUCCUGCACACAGCAGUGUGGCGUCUCCUGCCACCUCCUCCCUCACACAGGAGAGCCGGCACACUGAAGCACAAAAUAAGGACGUUCAGGCGAGAGCUACGUUUUAUCCUCUGUCGGGGAAGGGAGCAGCAGUCAGCAUGUGCUACAGAAGCCUUUAUAUUGGGACCGGUGCUGACAUGGAUGUGUGCCUUACGAAUUACGGCCAUUGCAACUACGUGUCGGGAAAACAUGCAUGCAUUUUUUAUGAUGAGAACACAAAACAGUACGAGUUGCUGAACUACAGUGAACACGGUACAACGGUGGAUAACGUGCUCUACUCCUGUGACUUCUCAGAGAAGACUGGGCCUAGCCCAUCCAGCAGCCUGGUGUCUAAAGUGCAGAACAUCAUUCGUCGCAGUAAGAAGAGAAAGCAGCAGGAGCUGCAGGAGGAGGAGCAUAAGCAGCAGCAGCAGCAGGGUAGCGAGACGGGAAUUCUGCCCGAAGGAGGCGUGAUGAGCAGCCAGGCCGAGGUGCCGCCCCUCACGCCCUGCAGCUGCAAGGCCAGCGGCUCCAGCUUGAUCGGGGGCAGCGGGGCUGGCUGGGAAGGCACGGCGCUCCUGCACCACGGCAGCUACAUCAAGCUGGGCUGCUUGCAGUUUGUCUUCAGCAUCACAGAGUUCGCCACCAAGCAGCCCAAAGAGGAAGAGGGCGCCAGCGCCAUCAGCUGCAGCCCCGCACCCAGUCAGCAGGGGGAGCCACUGGCCAAGCCCAGCACCCAGAUCCACCAGAUCCAAGUGCCAGUGCUGCACCACAACCCCGUUCCCUAGCCUCCCUAGCCGGCGCCCCCUGCCGCUUUCAACCAGCCUCGGAGCUCGGACUUGUACAAAGCUUCUGCUUCUUUUGUAACUAUUUAAUUGUUCAUACAUUUGCAUGAGGUGAAGUAUUUUUCCCUUUUCCUCUCUUUCAGAGGAUCUGAUUUUGUGGGCAAGUUGCACAUAGAAACUUUCUUUGUGUGUGUAAAUGCAAAACGUUGAGUUUGUUGAACUUGCAUUUUUAAAAGGGAUGGGACGUCCUUGAUCUUCUGAGAACCAAUGAGCAGGCGAGAAGUUUCCACUUGUAAAGAAAUGAGAACACGUUCUAUUUUGUGCCAGUAACUAUAGUUUUUAUAUCAACAUCCUCUUUUUUUCAUAAACGGAAACUUUUAUUUACUCAUUUUUAUUUAACGUACUGUAUUUGGUAUAGUAAUGUUCUGGUGUUCCAUUUUGCUACCUUCACAGUAGCACCUCUCUAUAUUCACGUGUGUGCUCACACACGUGAAUAUAUGCGUACACGUUGUAUAUAUGUCUAUGUACUUGUAUCCAUGUACCCGUGUGAAUAUGCAAAUAUCCACACACCAAACCUACAUGAAAAGGAAUCCAUUGUUUUAAAAACCAGUGAUGAGGGAAGCACUGGAUUCCGUGUACAUAAAGCAGUCUGGCUUUUAUAUUUGUACAGUGCUUCAUUUGGUUGAUGUUCUGUAGCUAAGAAAAAGUGUUAAGUCCUUUUUUUUUCCUUCAAUACUGUAGUCAUUAUGUAUAUGUCUGUUUCAAAGAGGUUUCAUCAGAACAGUUUCAUGUACUCUGUAAUUACAAUUUUGACCAGUUUCUUGUCUGUCAAACAAUGUAAAUAUCUAAAGAUUUUAAAUAACAUGCUUUAGAAACAC